AUGGGAAAUUAUGACGAUGACACUGCCUUCCUGGGGCAAAAGGGACCAUUUUUUAUCAUCCUUUUCUUUCUCUUGAAUGCCAUCUACAUUUCCACUGGUUUUCAUGGGCUCUACAUAGUUUUUGUUGGAGCUUCACCUUUGCAUCACUGUCAGGUAAUGGAUAGAAAUCUAAGUAAAGAAUGGAUAACAGCCAGUAUACCCAAGGAAAUGGAGGAUGGAAAGACACAGCCAAGUCGGUGCUGGAGAUACAGCCUAGACACUGUUAAAAACUUGUCUGCACAAGGUUACUCACCCCAGGAUGUUAACCUCACAGACAUUAUGCAAGAGAAAUGUGUGGAUGGAUGGAUCUAUAGUGCAGAUAUCUACCACUCAACCAUUGUCUCAGAGUGGAAUUUGGUGUGUGACAGUGAGUGGAAAGUUCCCUUUGCUUCCUCAACAUUAUACAUGGGCUACUUGUUGGGGUCUUUUGUUUCAGGUCAGCUUUCUGACAGGUUUGGCAGGAAGAAGGUUCUCUUCACAUCUCUGGCAGCAGAAGCUCUAGUGAUCCUCGCACAGUCUUUUUCACCAUCAUGGCUGUUGUUUUGCAUUCUGUAUUUUUUUGUGGGUGCUUUCCAAAUAUCCCUGUACAUCACAGCAUUUGUACUUGGCACUGAAGUAUUAAGUAAAUCCUUUCGAGUUCUCUUCACUACACUGGGAGCCUUUCUACAUUACUGCAUUGGUUACAUGGUGCUGCCAUGGAUUGCUUUUGCAGUCAGAGACUGGAGAUAUCUACUCCGGAUUCUGUCUGUACUAACUGUGGUGUACAUUCCACUGUGGUGGUUGAUCCCAGAGUCUCCUCGAUGGCUUCUUGCUCAGGGGCGAAUUAUGGAAUCUGAGGCCAUUGUGAGGCAAGCAGCAAAGAAAAAUAAAGUCACAGCACCAGAUGUCAUCUUCAAAGAGUCUGAGGUUUGACUUCUGCACCAACUGAGUUCUGAGACUUUGAGCUACAGCAUACUUGAUAUUGUGAGGACCAGCAAUAUCCGCAAAACAACUUUUAUGUGUCUACUAUUGUGGAUGGCCAUCAAUAUUGGAUAUUUUGGAUUGUCCUUGAAUACCUCUAAUCUUAGUGGUGAUCCAUUCCUCAACUGCUUUCUGUCAGCUGUUACUGAGGUUCCUGCCUAUAUUGUGGCCACCUUUCUCUUGAGGAACUGUCCACGGAGACCUCUACUCUCUGCCUUCCUCAGCAUCGGAGGAGGAUUUCUGCUUUUGAUCCAGCUGAUUCCUGAAAGUCUUCAUUCUUUGUCACUGGCAUUAGAGAUGGUUUGCAAGUUUGGCUUUACCAUGUCCUUCGCUGUGGUGUACAUUUACACAGCAGAGCUUUAUCCCACUGUCCUGAGAAACCUGGGAAUCGGCAUGUGCUCGUCAGCUGCCCGCAUAGGCAGCAUCACUGCACCUUAUGUCAUAUUCUUAGGUACUUUCAACAAAUAUCUACCUUACAUCCUGAUGGGAAGUCUAACAAUUUUGUCAUCAAUAUCCAACAUGUUUUUGCCUGAGACAUUUGGAAAAUUACUGCCAGAGACUUUGGAACAAAUGCAAACUUGUAAAAGUUUUCUAAAGAGAGAUGACCAUAUCUUGGAGGAAGGGAAAUCAACAGUCAAUAUGAAGGAAGAAAAAUUAAAUUAAUCUUCACAGCAGGAAAUAAAUACAACUUCUUUUCUCUAUAAAUUAAGAUGCAAUGUGUCAGAUGCAAUAGGAUCCAAACAUAGAUUUUUUUUUGGAGGAGUAUUUUAGUAUCAUUGUAUAUUUUGGUGUUCUUUUUUCUACCAAUCUGUA
Messenger RNA from Xyrauchen texanus (razorback sucker), 1812 nucleotides. RefSeq names its product solute carrier family 22 member 5 (gene slc22a5). The transcript has 10 exons. Gene Ontology annotation, cellular component: membrane. The record is from RefSeq and is a predicted model, not a curated record. Gene Ontology annotation, molecular function: transmembrane transporter activity. Lineage: Eukaryota; Metazoa; Chordata; Actinopteri; Cypriniformes; Catostomidae. Gene Ontology annotation, biological process: transmembrane transport.